Toxotes jaculatrix (banded archerfish) is the source of this 7221-nucleotide messenger RNA. Its product is annotated as von Willebrand factor D and EGF domain-containing protein. The record is from RefSeq and is a predicted model, not a curated record. The coding region runs from base 55 to 6351 and encodes 2098 amino acids. NCBI's taxonomy places the organism in Eukaryota, Metazoa, Chordata, Actinopteri, Toxotidae. Gene Ontology annotation, molecular function: calcium ion binding. The transcript has 33 exons.
GAACCAGACGACUGAGUGGAGCCUGUUGCAUCACUUUACCGCGGAGCCGCAGCGAUGGACUAUGGUUCGGUGCGCCUCUUGUUCCCUGGAUAUUUACGCAUCGCGCUGCUGUGGGUCGUGCAACUAGAAGCGUUCGCGCAACAUGCACCAGAGUGUUACCCAGGAGGCCAUCGGACUUUGCGUAACCCCUACCGGAGCGUCAGCUUCGACUCCACAGAGAUCCAGAACACAGCCAUCCAGGAUCUGAUCUGUGACCACUCGCUGUCGCCAGGCUGGUACAGAUUCAGGAUCAACAACAAACCGGCAGAGAUGCCAACCACCUGCGUUGAGAUGAACCGCUGUGGUACACAGGCUCCGGUGUGGCUGUCACUGAAGGACACCUCCUUGCCGCAGCCUGGUGAGGUCCGCCAACUUUUCGCCUGCGCCACCUGGCAGUUCUUCCACGGCAGUGCCAAAGACUGCUGCCUCUUCCGCAUCCCCAUCACGGUGCGGAACUGCGGCGAGUUCCUGCUCUACUACCUGCAGCCGACGCAGGGGUGCAUGGGAUACUGCGCGAAAGUUGCUCCUGAUUUGGGACCAAGACUGUGCCCACCAGGUGAGGUGGAGGUCAACGGCCGAUGCAGCGCUGCCGUCCCAUCUCUGCCCUCCCGGCCGGUGAUCACUCCAGAGCUGAUUGGCCACAGCGUCCACCUGAGGUGCUCCUUCAUCCCGCCGCCGUGGAGCCAGCCGCUGGGCUUCCAGGUGGUUUGGGCCAGACACAUCGGCCACAGCAUGAAGGCUGAGAUCAGGCAGGAAUCCACAAUGAAACCUUUCUCUCUGGUGGAGAUGGAUGGCGUUCACUUCAGGCUCGGAGAAACGUUCUCCUGCAGUGUGUCGACUGUCAGAUCCAACUACAGCAACACCAGAUCUGCUCCAAAAGAAAGUGAGAGUUUCUAUGCUGGACUGAAGUUUUCUCCAGACUCGCUCCACAUAGCAGAGAACAGAAAGGAGCACGAGGUGACUGUCCACAGCACAGUGCCCAUCCCCUGCCACAACACUGACCACAGCCACCAGUGUGGAGUCCCUUUGGCUCUGAGCGUCCAUGAUCCAGACAGCCUCGGACACGAGGCCUCAAAUGUGGCGCUGUCCGCCUGCCAGGUGGAGCUCCAGCCCAGCGCCUGCAGCGAUGGCAACUGCGGUCGAGCAACGUUUUUUGUCACCGCUGUCACUGAUUUCACACGAGAUGGUAACCGCCUGAGCCUGAUCGGCGCUCUGCCUGGACCCACUGCACCACGGCUCUGGAGGAGCUACGUCCCAACAUCCCUUAAAGUCACGGUCCAGGACGUUCCUACUUCCAUCUGCUACUCUCUGACUGACCCACAUGUGAUUACACUGGAUGGCAGGCGCUAUGAAAACCACCAGACGGGUACCUUUGUCCUGUACCGGAGCCUUGCCAGGGAGUUCGAGGUCCAUUCUCGCCAGUGGGACUGUGGCAGCCGACACUACGCUGUCGCAUGCAACUGUGGCGUCGCAGUGCGAGAGGGGAACGAGGUUGCCAUCUUUGACAUGUGCAAUGGCCAGCCGCAGGAGACCAGGCCACAGCUUAGCCUGAAGAACCUCGGUGACGUGGAGGGCAGUCGGGUCAGGGUGCUGGAGUCCCACCAGGGGAAGAAGGUCACCUUGAUCUUUCCCUCCGGGGCCUUUGUUAGGGCCGAUGUUGGUGACUGGGGGAUGAGCCUGUCCGUCCGAGCGCCCAGCGUUGACUACAGCAACACAAAAGGCCUCUGCGGCACCUUCGACCGCAAUGGCAACAAUGAUUUCCACAGCCCUGAUGGUGGCUCCUAUGGCCCAGAUGACCUGUAUGGCUUCAUAGAGGGCUGGAGGAUAGCUCCAGGCGACAGUUUAUUUGACAAGACACCUCCCGGGACGACACAGGAGAUCAGGAGGCCGUUCUGUCAAUGCCAGAAAGGAUACAGCACUUCUCAUCACGCUGGCAGAGGGAUGAGGAACCUGUACAAUCCUUCCGCUCACUCCGACUGCAUUGCGUACGAUAAUGUGGAUUACACAUCUGUGUUCCCCUCUAUGGACACAACAGUGGAAUACAUCAAGAGUCCAGCAGGAGAGGAAAGCAUCCUGGAUACCUCUGCCUUUAACAGUCAUCCUCUGGAGAGGAGGCACAUUCGGUUUCACCGUGAGAGCAAUCAAAACAACGAAGGUGAUCUUGAACUGGACAGUGAGUUCAGGCAGGAUCAUCUGCUCUCUGUUGACAGGCAGAGGAGACAGGCGUCCUUUGAAUUCCAGCCUGUCUUUGCGGCUCAAAGCCUCAGUCAGGCUGACCUGGAGAAUUUUGCUUACUUUUUCCCUGAGGAUCACCUGGCAGAGGCCCGACCAGAGGUGCAGCCCCAGUGGCCCACGCCAAGUGGCCUGACUUCAGCCAAAGCUCUGGAGGUGUGCCAUAUGGCUUUAGCCAACUCCACUGUUGGUGCAGUGUGCCGGGAACUGCUGGGACGCCGCCUGGACGAGGCAGUGGAUCUCUGCAUCCUGGACCUGCAGCUCAAAGACGACCUGGGCUGGGAGGAGGCACUGCUGCCAUAUCUGGAGAACGAGUGUGAGAGAAGGUUGCUGGAAAACCGGACCCAGAGAGCUAUGGAGGUGGCGGGUCCUUCAGGAGCAUCCGGGGAAGUGGUGACGGCUCUGCGGUGCCCCAACUUCUGCAACGGAAACGGAGAGUGUACUGAAUGGGGCUGCCAGUGCUUUCCCAGCCACAGCUUCUAUGACUGCAGCCUGGCCAUCAGCCAGCCAAUAGAGUUAACAGACUUGGAGAACGGUGGACUGUGCGACAUCCGAGUCUUUGAUUGUCGCAGCGUUCGAGUCUUUGGCCUCGGCUUCAUUGACUCUCCUGAUCUCAGCUGUCACGCCACCAGACUGAAGCACAUGAACGGGGUUUGGGUUCCAGGGGAAAAACAGAGAACAAAAGCCACGUUCCUCAGCUCCAAAGCUUUAGACUGUGCCAUCCCUUCUUUGAGCAACACCGCCAUCAAUACAGAAGAUUUCAUGAUGGAUGACAAACCGUACGCACGCUGGGAGAUUAAGGUGACCAAUGACGGCUCCCAGUACAGCCAGGCCAAGGUGCUGACAAUCUACGACGGCGUUUGCCAGGUCUGCGAGGCAUCGCGCUCAGGACUCUGUAAGUUAAAGGAGCGGACAUGUAACAUCGAUGGGAUGUGUUUUGCAGAGGGAAACUCCAAUCCCAGCAGCCCUUGCCUCAUCUGUGACCCGGACACCUCCAAAUUCACCUGGUCUGUGAACCAAGUCAACGAGCCACCGGCCUUCCACCGACCACAAAGCAGCCUGCGAACAUUUGCUGGCGAGAACUUUGUCUUCCAGUUUGCUGCGUCAGACCCCGAGGGCUCGGCGCUUCUCUUCCAACUGGAGGAGGGUCCAAGGGGGGCUGUGCUUUCCCCAGCUGGUCUCCUUAUCUGGAGGGUCCCUGUGCUUCCAGAGGACAAUGGACAUCAGUCGAGCCGCUCGUUUCGCUUCACACUGUCUGACGAGUGCAAUGCGCAGAGCACCUUCAAUGUGAAGAUCGAUGUGGUGCCGUGUGGCUGUCAGAAUGGAGGCACAUGCAUGACUGAUGUCAACUUCCCUGCCGGCAGUGGGAAAUACCUGUGUGUGUGUCCCGAGGGUAAGCAGGGUGAGCUCUGCGACGAGGACGUAGACGAAUGCCUGUCGGCCCCAUGCACAGUCGGCCAGUGCAUCAACACAGUCACCGGGUUCAGAUGCGAGUGUCCUGCAGGGCUGAGAGGUAAAACGUGCCUGGAAGAUAUCAACGAGUGUGAGAGAAAGCCCUGUUUCCCAGGAGUCCAGUGCUUCAACAGCUUUGGCUCCUAUGGCUGCGGCCCCUGCCCCAAAGGCAUGCUGGGAAAUGGGACUACAUGUACAGCAGUCGUCAGGCCAGCCACCAUCACUCCCACAUCUGCUCCUCAUACAACUGUCUACAAAAUACCAGAUGUUCUGCUGCAGCCCCCCAGAAUAAAGACAGACACUUUACAGAAGACGUCAAGUGAUCGUUCCCCACAGACAAGGGCUGAGGCGGGGAAGACAAUUCCAAGAAUUUACCCGGGCCGAUCACAAGCUAAGACUACCACUUGGAGAAAGACUCCAGGAAUUAGCCUGAACCCAACCCUCACUAAGGCUGAAACCAACAAGAGCAUCACAGCAACUACAUCAAGUGUCUCCCACACACAAACAGAUGCUUUGAGAAAAACCCAGGGAAUUAACCUCAACCCAUCCAGGAUCCUCACAGACACCAAUAAGGACAUCUCAGGAAUUACACCUGACCAAGUCAAGCCUGAUCAGCCCAAAAUCAGCAACACUACUGUCAAGACACCCCCUGUAGCCCAGCCACCAGGGAAAGGCAGAUCAGCUGCAGGUUCAGCUCUGUUUACGGCUGUCAACAUGUCGGCUACGUGUGCCAGCAGGCCAUGUUUCCCCGGGGUUCAAUGCAUCAACCGCAGGCCGCCACACGUCGGCUACGUCUGCGGCCGCUGUCCUCCCGGCCUUUACGGCAAUGGACGCGUCUGUAUGAAGGACGCCAAGGCGGCAUCCAAUCACCUCCCUCAGCAGCAGACAUUUGGCAAGACCAGCCGAUCCCCACACGGUGGCGGCAGCAAAGUCUCCCAGCUCCACCUGCCCAACCUGCCCAGCAGACACGGUAUCAAACACCUGUCCUUGUCCGUCACCAGACCGAACCAAGACAAUGCACUACGCCAGUUUCCCGUAUCAGGGAGGGGAGGUGGUACUGGGAGGAGAGAGGCGGUCACUGCCUCCAGAGAUGGUACAAAACCACCAGUGAGCACCCUCCAUGUCACUGCAAACACUCACAUCACCCGCCAAAGUGCCAACCCCGGAUCAGACGCCACGACACACGCGCAAACUAGCAUCACUGCCUCCAGAGAGUUUGUAGUUCCCCAUGUGUCUGUCUCCAAGCAUUCUGAAGCAGCACUGACUGGAGCUACACCUCUGAAGGUGACUCCGUCUGCUCCUCACCUUUCCACACAGUCCAAACAGACAACCCAGCCUCAGCUCAACCACCUGGCAUCCACCCAGGCCAAACCCUGGACCCCUCCGAGACCUGUCCUCCCACUUACAGCGGCCCUCACCGCUCUGUCCUACUCUCUGCCCGAGUCUGAGUUCUCGGCAGAUGGAGAUGAGGCUGAGCCUGAAUCCGAAGGCUCAGAGAUGCCGCAGAUGGUCCCAGCAUUGACCUUCACAACACCAAGUAAGACAAUCUACAGCUCCCCGGUACAGAGAGCAACCUCCAUCCAGCCGGGGGUUAGAAGUGGUACGACGGCCGACAGACACGUGAUGACCUGCGCCGACCGGCCGUGCUUUCCCGGUGUCCAGUGUGAACCAGCCAUGGACGGGGGCUUCAGCUGUGGGAGGUGUCCUAUAGGAUACACUGGUGAUGGACGCGCUUGUCGAGCUGUUUGCAGGCACACGUGUGGCAGGAACAUGGCAUGUGCUGCGCCAAACACGUGCCGCUGCAAACCAGGCUACACUGGAUUUGACUGUCAGACAGCCAUCUGUGAUCCAGAGUGUAUGAACGGGGGUGUUUGCAUUGUCCCCGGUGUGUGUCAGUGUCCGAGAGGUUUUCAUGGAGAAACCUGCCAGGAGGCGCUGUGCAGGUUACCGUGUGAGAACGGAGGCACCUGUGUGGGACUGCAGACCUGUUCCUGUCCUUACGGGUUCGUUGGACCUCGAUGUGAGACCAUGGUGUGUAGCCACCACUGUCACAACGGAGGCCAGUGUGUGUCUCCAGAUGAGUGCAUGUGUCCUCCAGGCUGGACUGGGCCAUCCUGUGAAACCGCUCUCUGCUCUCCCGUCUGCCUGAACGGAGGUUCGUGUGUCCGGCCAAAUAUCUGCGAGUGUCCUCGUGGUUUCUACGGAGCACAGUGUCAGAACGCUGUCUGCAGUCCUCCCUGUAAAAACGGUGGCAUCUGUAUGAGGAACAACGUCUGCUCCUGUCUGCAGGGAUACAUCGGGAGACGCUGCGAGAAAAGUGUGUGUGAGCCUAUGUGUAUGAACGGCGGCAGGUGUGUUGGUCCAGAUGUUUGCGACUGUCCGUCAGGUUGGCGAGGGAAGAGGUGUGAUAAACCCAGCUGUCUGCAGAAGUGUUUGAAUGGAGGGGAGUGUGUGGGUCCCAACACCUGCCACUGCGCCCCGGGGUGGCAAGGCAUGCUGUGCCAGAUCCCUCACUGUGAACAGAAGUGUCUGUACGGCAGUCGAUGCGUCCGACCAAAUGUCUGCGCCUGCAGGAGCGGAUACUCAGGUUCCCAGUGCUCCAGGAGGCUCCCUAUUGCCCAAGGUUGAGACCCCGCUUACAGCUGGAGUUUGAUCAGCACAGAUAAACCCUGUAGGUCACCCAGAGCCGUCUGCACAGAGCGUCAUCAAAGAAAACCCCACACUACACUGCAAAGUUCAAAGUUCUGAGUUCACCCAGAUUCUGUAUAAACUGAGCAGAGGUCAGUUUCAUCUCUGUGUCCAGUACAGGACCUGGUUCAGCACUUAAACAGGGAGCAGGAGGGAAACUUAUGUUUUUACAACUUGAUAGCACCAAAAAAUGAAAAUCUAAAAACAAGACACUGUGCUUAGUGCAGUUAUUUCUUGACAAACUACCAUCUGUUUGUUUGCCUUGUGUCUCCCUGCUUCCAGUCUUUGUGCUAAGCUAUACCUGCAAGACACUGACUUGUAUUUGGACUUGACAGACAGGGAUGGAGGCUUCAUGUUAACGAAGGGCUACAUACGCGUUCUGCAGGCAGGAAAUCAUAAUCCGAAUCUCACUAUUUAGCGUUCCAACUUUAUAAAAGGUUCAUCUGCAGAAGACAGAUUUCUUAUUUUUGACCAAAACCUUUAUAUAUGAAAUAUAAACUUAUGAUUUAUUUCUUGUCAUACUGGAUUGAUCAGAGGUUAUUUCCUUCAUGGGUAAGACUGAUCAUUCUGAAGCUGCAGUGUAGCUCAAUCUCUCCACUCUUUAAUGUUUUCACUGUAAACGCCAUCAUGUUCAGGUUCUACAUUACAAACACAAACUUCUGUAUGAGUAUUUAUUUAUUUGAUUGUUUUAUACUGUCACAUAUUUCUUGUUGUAUAUAUCAAUCACUGUAUAAUCAAUGUUAUUUCUUAUUAAAGCAUUCUUUACUGGUUAUUUUGUAAGAAAACAAAUAAAGAUCCCACUAAGGUAUC